Molecule: messenger RNA, 1230 nt
Organism: Solanum lycopersicum (tomato)
Lineage: Eukaryota; Viridiplantae; Streptophyta; Magnoliopsida; Solanales; Solanaceae
Product: transcription factor DIVARICATA
Molecular function (GO): DNA binding
Source: RefSeq, a predicted model, not a curated record
AUCAUUUCAUUUCAUAUAAGUCAUUGAUAAAUUCGUUGCCACUGUACAAUUUUACCAGUUUUCUGUGUUGUAAUUUUUGAUUCUGAAUUACAAUAUUCUGUGUUACAACAAAAGGGUAUUCUUAUUCCCCAGUAUAUGAUUCUGAUCAAUUAAUUACAACUACCUUUGUGGGAAUCUUAUCAUAUAUACUAACCUAGCUAGUACAUCACUUUUGUUUUGUGAAAUUGUGUGGAAUGGAAACUUUAUUUUCUACUUCUUCUUUAUCAAAUUCAAGUUGGAUGAACAAGAAUAAGAGAGAAUGGACUAAAGAAGAGAACAAGCAAUUUGAAAGUGCUAUUGCAAUCUAUGAUGAGAAAACUCCUGAUCGAUGGUUUAAAGUGGCUGCCCUCAUCCCUGGAAAGUCAGUUAUUGAUGUAAUCAAUCAAUAUAAAGAACUCGUUUCAGAUGUUUAUGAUAUUGAAGCUGGAUUGGUACCAAAUCCUGGCUAUUUCGCCUCUUCGAUUACGUUGGAAUUGGUUGAUCAUUGUGGAUUACAAACAUUCAGAAAAAGAGGGAGUAAAUCAUCUGAUCAAGAAAGAAAAAAAGGUGUACCAUGGACUGAAGAAGAACACAGGAGAUUUCUGAUGGGACUUGAGAAGUAUGGAAAAGGGGAUUGGAGGAACAUAUCGAAGAAAAUGGUAAUUUCUAGAACUCCAACUCAAGUAGCUAGUCAUGCUCAGAAAUACUAUCAGAGACAGAUUUCAGGGGGCAAAGAUAAGAGGAGGCCUAGUAUUCAUGACAUUACCACUGUCCAUAUCACAGCGGACUCUGCGUCCCCAAAUAACCUACUAUAUAACAUCAAUUCCUUUUCUAAAGAAAAAAAAUUAUAUGCAACACACAACUCCUCUUUCCAGAAAACCACAACGCCAGACAUAGUCAACUGUUGGAAUGCUAACUUAUCAAAUGAUCAUGAAGAUGUGAUGGAUUUUGGAUCAUCAUUUGUCGCCUAUCCGUAUGAGAUUGCUUCACAGUCUUGGGAUGAACAUGGAAUUGACGACAUUACUAUGAAUGCUGAUUCACAACUCCAGUUCCAAUCAACAAGAUAUCAGAUAUGGGGUUGAAAAAUGUACUCACUCUGUUUUAAUUUGUAAUCUUGGUUAUUAAAUUAUUAAUUAAUGUAACUCAAGUUUAGUUGGUCUAAUUUGUAUCUCACUCUUUCAGACUUCAAAUGAAAAUAUUCUGAUCAAGUAA